Acyrthosiphon pisum (pea aphid) is the source of this 3085-nucleotide messenger RNA. It is a transcript of the gene hb, whose product is annotated as zinc finger protein hunchback. NCBI's taxonomy places the organism in Eukaryota, Metazoa, Arthropoda, Insecta, Hemiptera, Aphididae. The coding region runs from base 527 to 2281 and encodes 584 amino acids. The record is from RefSeq and is a predicted model, not a curated record. The transcript has 2 exons.
UGAACCUGCAAUAAUCGCCGCCACCGACGCGACGUACAGACCGGUCCGUGCAGUGUCCCUUAGUUGUACUUGUGCGCUUUUUGUGUGUCGGUCACGUGCGGAUUUCGCACAAACGUUUUGAUUUUUUCACAUCGUAUAUCUGUUAUUGUCUCCACGCAAUAAUUAUUGCACUCGCCGCAGUGUUGCAUCCAUUCAGUAGAAACAAUAUUGGCACCUAUUUUAUAGAGGCUCGCGCCGUUCGUAUUUAUAGUUAUUAUAAAUAUAGUGCCCGAACGACUUCGGGCUCGUCCGACUUUCGUGGAUUUUAUAUCAUUAAUUUUUUUAUCGUCGUCGAAAUGCUGUUAAUCUUGAAUAGUGAUCCGUUGUCGUAUCCGUCACCGAUCCAUGUGUCGACGAUUUAAAUCUAGAAGAAAUUCGUCCACCACGGUGUCCAAGACCUCACACUCACUAUUUACCAGCCGGCUCGACCUACAAAUGACUUAUUGUUGAUCGAUCAUCAGAGAAAACUCGCACGCUUAAACAAAAAAUGUUUUUGGAAAACGAACACCAGCCAAUUAUUAGCCAUUCACCGUACGACCUAGCACGUCCACUUGAACACCAUCACCAUCAUCACCUCAACCAUCACGCCGCGUCCAAUCAUCUUCAGUCGAGCACCGACCACUUGCAAGAAGAUUCGGAAGGCCGGAGUACGGCUAGCUCGCCGACGUCCAGUUACCGCGACCUGUCCGGGUGCGAAGACUUUGAUCUGAAAAUCCCGAAACCGUCUGGUCACGGGUCUGGCACUGGUGGAAAUAACAACAACAAUAACCACAAUAACAACAACAACAAGGAACAAAAACCGAAAAAGCACAAGUGCAAACACUGUGGGCUGGAGUGCACAGAAAAGGUGCAGUACUGGAAGCACAUUCGCACUCACAUAAAACCUGAACAGUUGCUGGAGUGCCCAAACUGUGAGUUCGCCACCGACCUGAAACACCACUACGAAUACCACCUGCUGAACCACACGGGUGCCAAGCCGUUCACGUGCCCGGACUGCGACUACAAGUGCGUGAGCAAGUCGAUGCUCCAAUCACACCUCAAGUCGCAUUCGAACGUGUUCCAGUUCCAGUGUUACGACUGUGGUUACGCAUCUAAGUACAUGCACAGCCUCAAGCAGCACCUGAAGAAGCGCGACCACCGGCCGGCCACGCCGCUCAACCCAGACGGCACGCCGAACCCGGACAUCGUCAUCGACGUGGUGGGCAACCGACGCGGGCCGCGGCAGAACAAGAAACAAAACCGGCACAACCCGUAUCAGCAACAGCACCAGCAGCAACAGCUCCAGCAGUCUAUGACGGUGUGUUCGUCGCAGGACGACGGCGGCAGCAGUAGCGGCGGCCACCCAUCACCGUACUCGAUGCAACAGCUGUUGCAGAUGCCUGCUUCCGGAUGCGCCCAAGUUACGUAUCCGACCUCGGCCGAGUCGUUUAUGUAUUCGAUGAUCACUAAACGCUCCAUGGAGAUGGUUGAUUACCAGGCCGCCGAAUACAUGGCCAUCAAGAACAACAACAAUAAUAACAACUCCUCGUCGGUCGAUGAUAAGAUGGAAGUGCAACAGCACCACCAACAAUCACUACAACACCACCACAACAAUCAUCACCAUAAACGCGGCCAUCAGUACCAUUCAGAUGACGUGCUGAAAGUGGAAUUGGCUGGGCGUAGCGGUAGUGGCGGUGAACUGACGCCCGAACCACAUGUACCUGUGUUGGCGGUCGCCGAUCCUUCGCCCCCGACCGUCGUUUUGGCCAUCGAGACGGGACCGUUGAACUUAAGCAGAGACUCAGUGGCUCCUCGCGCCGCGGGCAGCAGCCGGCGUAAGGGGAUCGCGUGCAAACUCGAGCGACCGGCAACCGAAUCGCAGCCUAAGUCGGUGUCGGUGCCGGUGGUGGUUGUUCCGGUGUCGCCUGCAGUACCGAUGGAUUGCAGUAGCGAGUCAAGAGGAAUGGUGGAGGAGACUUUGAUUCCGGUAAAGGAAGAAUAUCAACAGUACCACCACUACCAUCAGCAGCAGCAGCAGCAGCAGCAGACGUCGUCAUUGUCUUCGACGCCUGAAAAAGAAGACAAGGAAGACGAGACGCAUGUGUGCCACCACUGUGACAUAAUAUUCAAGGAGAACAUCAUGUACUCGAUGCACAUGGGUUUCCACAGCUUCAGGGACCCGUUCGCGUGCAACCUGUGUGGCGAGAUAACGGCAGAUAAGUUUUCGUUUUUCGCUCACAUAGCGCGCGUGCCGCACAGUUAGGCUGCAAUUAGAAGACGCACCUACGAAAGAUACGAAAUAAUAAUAGAGUACAAAUUUUAAAACAAUUAACCCUUUAGGUAUGUAAUAUAGGAUUUAUCGUAAGAAAAAAUUAAAACAGAUUAAGAAUAUAAAGUAAUGUUACAUAGGUACUAUAUUAUACAUCUCUUUCUUUUUAAUAACUGUCCCCCCCAAACCUAAGAGUGUAGUUACGCCGCACCCAUGCUUCGUACAAAUGAAAAUCGUUUUUGGCGCUUAGCUAAAAACGAUUUUAAUUUGUAUACCUACGCGGCCGGUGUUGUUGAACGGUUCCGGUUCUUAAACGUUGAUUUCAACUUAUCAACGUGUAAGAGUCGGCACCGUGUCUUCAAAUCGUGAUUGCGCACAUUAAUCGUCGAGAUGCUUAGUUGUUUAUCGUUUUAAAUAUUUUUUUCUCGUUAUAUUUUUCUCGGAAAUAAAAUUUUAAUUAUGUUUUAAUUUUAUUUUCGAGGAAUAAAAGCCAUCGCCAAUUUUAGCGAUUUAAAAAUGUUUAACUCGUGUCCUCAUAGUUAAGCACAAAUUAUUAGUUUAUUUGUUACAUGUAAAUUUUAUUAUCCUUAAAAAUAACUUUUUUAACUUUCCAAUUACCCAAGAUUGAAUCAAUAAUGACAAAUAUUGAUUUUUUUUACGUUUAAAUACCGUAAUACCUCAUCUUCUUCAUUAUUUUUUAUUGUUUGAUCUAGUCGUUAAACUAUUUCUCCUCGUAUACUAUAGUUUAGUAUCGUGUAUACCUAUGCACUUAUGAUAGAUACUAUUAAAAAUAAAAAA